AGGAGGAGGAGGAGGAGGAGGAGGAGGUGGUGGUGGUGGUGGAAGAGGUGCCGGAGACACAGCAGCAGGAGAGUGAAGAGGAUAGUACGACGGAGGAGGAGGAGAUACCGGAGACGCAGCAGGCGGAUGAUGAUGACGAUGACGAUGACGAUGACGAGGGAGGUGAGGAUGUGGUGAUGGGGGGGACGCAGCUGGAGGGUGGGCAUGCGGAGUUCCCAAUAUAUGUUGACCCUGAGGAGGGGGGUGGGCAGGCGGGUUUCAAUAUAUAUGUUGAUCCUGAGGAGCGAGACGGGGGUGGUGGGAAUGUCGUCCCAGGAACGCAGCCGCAGCCGCAGCCGCAGCCGCAGGGCGUGCUGGGCGAGAUUGUGCUUGAGCCCUCGAAGAGGCUCAAGGAAAUCUCCGAAUUCGUCGCAGAGCUUGGGGGCGUCAUCGGGAUGACGCUUGAUGAGAAGGUGGAGAUGGUGAAGAGUAUAUGGAACACCUAUCGGGAACUGGGUGGCGCCGAUCUGGAGAACCAGGAGGAUGUCGACCUGGAUAACCAGGAGAAUAUCGAUCUGGAACACCAGGAGGAUUUCGAGGAAGAGGAAGACGAGGAGAAUGGCGAGGAAGAGGAAAACGACUACUCGGAGAACAGUUUCCUCACUGAAAAAGUGCCCGCCAGACAGAUGGUCUGGGUGGAAAUCCGUAGGCGCGAAGUCAUAGACCCUUCGUUGGAAAACUACCCCACGCCCAGCUCGGGAGAGAAGAGUCCUACUGCCGUCGACAUAUUGUUAAGUCCGGAUGAUGCUGACCAUGCUGGGAGUACCACCGGGACGAAAAAGAGGCCGUACCAGGAGGUUUCUCAAGCAGAAAACGGGGCGUUACCUAGGAAGAAACCUAGAAUUCAUAUUGGACCUCGCCAUGCAUGGGACGUGGUGCCAGCACUCAACAAAGAUAUAUACCCGGGCCCUGGGUCUCCAGAUGAUAGUGGAGACGACGACGACGACGACGACGACGACGACGACGAUGGCGAGGACGGAAACGACGAAACCGAACGGGUGCGGCGCCUGAAGGCUCAGAUCGCCGAACUGAAGCGAGACCACAAAUUGGCGACAAGGGAGAUUGCAGUCCUUGAGGAUCAACUCGUACUUCGCGAACCUACUGGUACUUCCCACUGGCCCGACGAGCCGUGGGAUGAGGAAUCCGAUAUCAGAGACCUGUCCUAUUUCGACGGCGGUUAUCAUGAAUACUCCAAGAAAGAAAAGAGAAAAUAUCAGGACGCUUUCCUCCAAGGACUGCCACAUCAGUGGCCCCCGCGAGAUGAAAGCGGCUGGGAGGGGGUGAGAUGGUUAGGCCAAGGUGGCUACGGCCGUGCUGGCUUGUGGGUGGAGUGGGAUGCAAAUCAUAAUGUCAAAGACGUAAGUACAUCCCUCCUGGUGUGAAGCAUUUGUGCCGUCUUACUGGACCAAGAACUGACGGCGGUUUGCACACGAUAGCGUAUGGUCAUCAAGGAUGCCGAGAAUAUAGCCGUCUUCUCGGACCCUAAAUACUGGAGGAA
Messenger RNA from Aaosphaeria arxii CBS 175.79, 1537 nucleotides. RefSeq lists its product as uncharacterized. Lineage: Eukaryota; Fungi; Ascomycota; Dothideomycetes; Pleosporales. The record is from RefSeq and is a predicted model, not a curated record. The transcript has a single exon. Bases 177 to 1421 code for a protein of 414 amino acids.